AUGUCAAGCUUGAGAACACCUUUCUACAUUGUGGAUAUACAUGAGGACAAAAGUUAUCCAUCCUCUUUGGCAGCGAGAAUCAAGGUUCAUGAAUUGCGAGGGAAGUCCAAGGCGGAUCUACUUACCCAACUGAAGGACCUCAAGGUGGAGCUGGCCCUUCUCCUUGUCGCCAAGGUCACUGGUGGUGCCCCCAACAAGCUCUCGAAGAUAAAAGUGGUGAGGUUGUCAAUUGUGCAGGUUCUGAUAGUGAUCUUGCAAAAGCAGAAGGCGGCGCUCUGGGAGGUUUAUAAGAAGAAGAAGCUCCUUCCCCUUGACCUCCGUCCCAAGAUGACUCGUGCUAUCAGGCGCUAUCUCACCAAGCAUCAGUCGUGCAUUUGUGAUGCUAUUGCUGCCAAGGAAUGGUUAAAGAGGUUGCAUGCUACUUUUGAAGGCAUGGGCAUAGAAAAUGAGUUGAAACUAAAGGUUGCAGACAGGCUUUUGGAGAACAGAUCAAGGAUCUGGUGGGAAACUCUGAAGGGUCGUUCAGAUAUACCACUGACUUAG
Molecule: messenger RNA, 543 nt
Organism: Dioscorea cayenensis subsp. rotundata (Guinea yam)
Lineage: Eukaryota; Viridiplantae; Streptophyta; Magnoliopsida; Dioscoreales; Dioscoreaceae
Product: 60S ribosomal protein L35-like
Exons: 4
Coding region: 1-543 (180 amino acids)
Biological process (GO): translation; maturation of LSU-rRNA from tricistronic rRNA transcript (SSU-rRNA, 5.8S rRNA, LSU-rRNA)
Cellular component (GO): ribosome; cytosolic large ribosomal subunit
Molecular function (GO): mRNA binding; structural constituent of ribosome
Source: RefSeq, a predicted model, not a curated record